AUGCUAGUAUCAGAGGAGUGCAGCGCUGUGCUGCAAAACAAGGUGAUCAAGAAGAGGAGCGAUCCAGGAAGAUUUGUCCUGUCAGUGCACAUAGGCCGCAUGACCUUCGCAUGCUCCCAUUUCAUCAAUAGGACCUUCGAUAAUAUGUUGAAGAGGCACGGGGUGAAGCACAAGGUGGCGACUCCUUAUCAUCCCCAGACGAGUGGCCAAGUUGAGCUAUCUAACAGAGAGAUCAAGAACAUUCUUCGGAAGACUGCAGGCACGACUAGGAAGGACUGGGCUGCGAAGUUAGAUGAUGCACUAUGGGCCUAUCGAACUGCCUACAAGACUCCACUUGGUACGACACCGUUCAACAUAGUCUAUGGCAAGGCUUGUCACCUGCCUGUGGAGUUAGAGUACAAGGCUGCAUGGGCAGUGAAGCAAAUGAACUACGACAUGAAGUAUGCGGCAGAGAGAAGGAACAUGCAGGUGGUCGAGCUUGACGAGAUUAGGCACCUGGCCUAUGACAGUUCGAAGAGCUACAAGGAGCGGACCAAAGCCUAUCACGACAAGAAGAUCCGGAAAAGGAACUUUUCCCAAGAAGAUCAAGUCCUGCUGUUUAACUCCAGGCUGAAGUUGUUUCCUGGGAAGCUGAAAUCAAGGUGGUCUGGACCCUUCGUCAUCAAGGAAGUCCGACCAUAUGUAGCUUUUGAGCUAUGGGACAAGACUAGUGGACACUUCGUGGUGAAUGGUCUAACGCCUCAAGCCAUACCUUGCUGA
This is a messenger RNA of Microthlaspi erraticum, 759 nucleotides long. The record is from the annotation of a GenBank genome assembly. Lineage: Eukaryota; Viridiplantae; Streptophyta; Magnoliopsida; Brassicales; Brassicaceae.